UGGUUUUUUUUCCUCUUCUUCCAUAACCAUCAAUUUCGUUUUAUUUUUGCUUCAAUCCUGCGUGUGUGUGUGGUAUACCUCUGACAAAUGCCAGGAACUAUCCAAGUUUCAGUUUUGGGUCUUAUUGAUGAUGUUCAGACAUCUUCUCCUCCAGGUUCUUCAAACACUUCCAUUAAAGUUGCUAUGGGGAAGCUAGAGUAUCGAACCUCGGAUUCAGGAGACUACAUUUUUCCAGUAACGAGGCUCCGAGAAAAUCUGAUUGUUAGUCUAUUAGAUGUCAAUGGAAACGGGAUACUACACAGAGAGAUAGAGGCAAGAAUGAUUAUAGAGAGUGGUUUCUUGGAAGAGAAACUUUCCUUCAAUGGCUAUGGAAAUGUCCAGUUGAAAAUGCAGUUUGUUUUAACCGAAGAAGAUCGAAAUCGCAUUCGUUUCUUGAGACAAUCAGCAUUGCGAAAGAAGCACGAGGAGCUUGUCAAUGGGAGUUCUUUUACCAAAUCUAAAAGCAUUGCUUCAGAUCUGUCUUCUUUAAGUCCAAUGCAAACCCGAGACAUCGUGGCUGUUACUAAUCCUAAGAAAAGUCUUGGUCUGUCUCCACAAAGCGAGCUUGAAAUUAAUGCAGAUAGAGAACCGGUUUCGCCAAAUCUUAUAAUGUGGAAGCCUGAAGUAAAUGAAACUGUUCAACCAAAGAAAGAAGAGAAGCCAAAAAUUCAACUAUCUUCUUCAUAUGUUUCCUCAAGUAAGAAGCUUCUGGAGAUUAAAAAAGUGGAGAGUGUCUUGCUAGUGAAGCAAGAAGAUAAGGGUUUGAGCAUACCGGAAAAAAACCCUAAACGGGAGUCAAUGAGGAGGAGUAUGUCAGAGACGAAUUUGAGCAAUGUGCGGAAAAUGAUUAGCAACUUUGAGGUCAAAGUUACUCCUCAGGAUACAAAAAUUCGGACAGCAAAGAUUCAAACUGGUAAAGAAUCGAAGGAGAAAAUUAAGGCGCAGCCACAACAGGAAAGCGCUGUGACUCUAGAGAAACCAGAAGAAAGGAAGAUUAGCUUUAAGGAUAUGGAGAAGUCAAUGAGUAAAGAGGACACAGAGAGAUGUGAUGCUUUAGUAAUAGUUUCAAGAGAUGAAAGGACAGUAGUUAUAGAGGAGAAGAGUGACUCUAUAAGUAAGCAGAGGCGAAAAAGAAUCUCUGUGGUAGAAGUAAGAGAUGGUGAGAAGAAACCAAACAAAUCUGUGCGCUUUAAGGAUUCUCAACAAGAGAAUGCAAGAGGAUCCCGUCUCUGGAUAUUUCCAGAUGAGGCAAAAGCAGAUUUGUUACAUAAGAACAGAGAAGAGUCCACUAGGGAAAACAUCGGUGAGUGGGGGAUCAGCUGCAGAAGUAUAGCGAAAGUGAAUAGCCACAACAAGUGGAAGAACAUUGAGAGAUCAAAGAAACAUAAGACUGAGAAUUCUGCAGAUUCAGAAAGUUCACAUGGACCUGAAAAUUUUCAGGUAAUGCGUGCGUUGAUCGUGGCGGGGUUUGCAGUGUUAGUGUUUUUGACACGGCAAAGAACUUAAACAAGACGAGCUGCAUUUGAUUUGAGAUGGUAAUAUUGGAUUCAAUUAUUUUUUCAACCAGAGUACCAGACUGUUAUACAUGUAUUAUUGCACAUAAUAAAAGUUUUCAGUUAUCCUUAAAAAAAAAAAAGUCAAGCUUUAAGCCUA
Camelina sativa (false flax) is the source of this 1692-nucleotide messenger RNA. RefSeq lists its product as uncharacterized. The record is from RefSeq and is a predicted model, not a curated record. Lineage: Eukaryota; Viridiplantae; Streptophyta; Magnoliopsida; Brassicales; Brassicaceae.